ACAGUGAGAGAGAGAGAGAAGGAGUCCUUUUUUAAAUGGGAAUCCAGAGCAGGCAGAAGAAAGGACGCACACUAAAAAACCAAAAGCGCAGGCAAAAAGUGGAGACUUCUUUUACGCACGGGAAAAGCAGGCGGAGGAAGAGAGAGGAGAAGGAGCUCUGAGCUUUUUCUUAGUAUUUGUCUCCUUUCAAUCUCAUGACUCAAAGCGGGUGCCAGUUGAAAUCACCCAGUCGGGAGGAAUUGAUGGUGUCUUUUUGGGAAAGCAGAGCCGAGGGGAGGAAUCUGAAUGCGCUCGGCUGAACCAUGCCAGCCUUGUGGAUCCUAACUUUGGCGAUCACUUUGGCCCAAGUGCGGUGCGUUCGCUUCUCCCAGGAGCCGGCCGACCAGUCGGUGGUGCUCGGGGAGCGCGUGGUGCUGUCCUGCGUGGUCUUCAACUACAGCGGCAUCGUGCAGUGGACCAAGGACGGCCUGGCGCUGGGCAUCGGCGAGGGGCUCCGAGCAUGGCCCAGGUACCGUGUCCUGCGGGCCCUGGACAUUGGCCAGUACAACUUAGAGAUCUCCCACGCGGAGCUGUCUGAUGACUCGCUGUAUGAGUGUCAGGCCACCGAGGCCGCCCUGCGCUCCAGGAGGGCCAAACUCAACGUACUCAUCCCACCUGAGGACCCGGUGGUGGAGGGGUCUCCGGAGCUCCUGCUGAUGGCUGGGACUGCAUUCAACCUGACCUGCAUGACCCGCGGAGCCAAGCCUGCAGCUCACAUCCAGUGGACCAAGGACGGAGUCCCCGUGGAGGGAGCCUACCAGUCUACGGAAGUGCUGCCGGACAGGAAGAGGGUCACGACCAGGAGCUACCUGCCCAUCACCCCCGUCGACACUGACAGCGGCUCCAACUUCAGCUGCGUGGCAACCAACCCAGCCGUGCCCAUGGGCAAACGAGCCAACAUCUACCUUAACGUGCACCACCCCCCCACGGUGACCCUGUCCAUCGAGCCGCGCUCCGUCCUGGAGGGCGAGAGAGUCACGUUCACCUGCCAGGCAACAGCCAACCCUCCCAUCAUGGGCUACAGGUGGGCCAAAGGCGGCGUGCUGCUGGAGGGGGCGCGCGAGAGCGUCUUCGUCACCACGGCCGACCACUCCUUCUUCACCGAGCCGGUGUCGUGUCAGGUGUUCAACGCCGUGGGAAGCACCAACGUCAGCAUCCUGGUGGACGUGCACUUCGGACCGAUCCUGGUAGUGGAGCCCCGGCCGGUCACGGUGGACGUGGACUCCGACGUCACUCUGAACUGCAAGUGGUCUGGGAACCCUCCCCUCACGCUCACGUGGACCAAGAAGGGCUCCAGCAUGGUGCUCAGCAACAACAACCAGCUGUACCUGAAGUCCGUGAGCCAGGCCGACGCGGGCCAGUACGUCUGCAAGGCCAUCGUGCCCCGCAUCGGAGUGGGAGAGACGGAGGUCACCCUCACCGUCAACGGGCCCCCCAUCAUCUCCAGUGAUCCGGUGCAGUACGCUGUCAGAGGAGAGCGAGGGGAGAUCAAGUGCUACAUCGCCAGCACCCCCCCACCCGAUAAGAUUGUUUGGGCGUGGAAGGAGAACGUGUGGGAGAAGGAGAAGGGCACCCUGAUGGAGCGCUACACUGUGGAGCAGAGCAAGCCUCCGUCCCAGGGGGGCGCCGUCCUCUCCACGCUCACCAUCAACAACGUCAUGGAGUCCGACUUCCACUCGCCGUACAACUGCACGGCCUGGAACUCCUUCGGACCCGGCACCAUGAUCAUCACCCUGGAGGAGACAGAUAUCGUCCCAGUCGGAAUUAUCGCCGGCGGCACGGUGGGCUCCUCCAUUCUGCUGCUCAUGCUUCUCCUGGCGCUGGGCUUCUUCCUCUACCGCCAACGCAAAGGCAGUCGCCGCGGUGUCACCCUGGGUAAACCAGACAUCAAGGUAGAGACGGUCAACAAAGAGACCCACAGCCUGGAGGAGGAGGCGACCAACGUCUCCACGGCAACUCGGAUGGUCAAGGCCAUGUACUCCUUUCUGCCCUCUGUUUCCCUCUCUCCCUCCACUCAGCCGUUCAAAGACGACAUGGACCUGAAGCAGGACAUCCGCAGCGAGAGCGACACCCGCGAGGAGUACGAGCUCAAGGAUCCAACCAACGGCUACUACAAUGUCCGAGCCACCACCCACGAAGAGGCACGGCCUCAGUCCCACGCCAUCCACUACCAGGGAGAGUUCCGGUCUCCGAACCCAAACCCCGGCCCGGCUAGCUCUACGUCCAGUGGGCCUUCAGCGUCCCCCGGUGGUGCAGUACCCCCCAGCGCCGUCCCAGGCUCCAGGGCUGGAUGCUACGACCCCCGGCCUCCUUCUAGGAUGUCUCAUUCCACCUACGCCCAGUUCAACACCUUCUCCAGAGUGGCCCAGAGCCAGCAAGCUCCUCCCAAUCCGGCUCUCCAGUCGCCGGGAGACUAUCCCGGAGACUGCGGCCUGCUGGAGAGCACCACGCAGCUCGCCUACGACAACUAUGGAUACCCGUCCCAGUACCCCAGCUAUCGGGGCAUGGGCUUUGCUCCGCCCAUAGAAGAAGGGCCGGCCUACGAGAUGUACGCAACGGGACAGGGGACCGGUCCAGGGCCAGGGCCAGGGCCCAGCCCGGGACAGCAGAGUCCAGAAUCGGGUUUAGGGAAGUACGGGAGCUCAACCCGCUUCUCGUACUCGUCUCCGCCCUCAGACUACUCCCACAGACACACGCAGCGGAUGCAGACUCACGUGUGAGAAACGCGUUCGUUGAAGCCUUCAACAAGAAAAAUCCCCAUUUUGUACACACAAACAUCCGUUUCCAUAGCGAACACGUGCAUGGAAUUUGGUUCAUUUUCUGAACCGCCAAAAAAAAACAACACAAAAACUGAGAAUGCACAGCAGUUAGCGGCGCACCAUAUAUGAUAUAGUUCUAGCAGCAAUACAUGCAUACACACACGUGCACAGACCUUCUGUCGCACUAACGCGACAGCGAGAGCAACAAUCAGGGCGGACACGCCGGGAAGCAGAGCACUGAGAACUUCCCGCGCUCCACCUCCUGCUCGCUACGACCAUCAGACGCUCCUCCACCUCCUCUUUGUAAAUAAGUGCUUAAAUCAGCUUCGGGGUUCGUCCCUUUGAUGCGGCGACACACGUUUUGCAUUCUCUGACCCGCAUACGCAGAUUCUUUGAGGACCUAUUUGUUUCUAUGUAUUGCAUCAACGGCAGCUUGGACUAUAAAUACACCACCUGGCAGGUGUCCCCCCUCGGCACACCUGCUCGGUGGCCACGUCUCGCCAGAUCCGCUGUGAUGGAAGUGGGACAGCGCUUCUCAAGGUGUAGUGAGUGACCAGAGUGCCAAUGCUUUCGUGCCAACACACAGACUGACUCUCUCCCGCAGCGCGUCCGCCUCGGACUGGAUGACGGGGUUCCUCUGUUCGUGCCACGUGUGCGGGGAAAGGAGCGGUAGCGCGCGUCCCGAUGUGCUCCUUCGCCUCCUCGCCGCUCAUUUUCUAAUCGUCGCGUUUCCAUACGGAACAUUUCACCCGAGGUCGGUGCUAUGGGAAAUGAGGUGCGGUGGGGGCGCUUGUUCAUUUCACACAUUUUUGCAAUUUGUACAAAAGAAAUUACCUCCCUUACCCAUAAGUGUCAAACAGUAUUUGUUUCUUUUUCUUGCACAGUAGAGUCAUUUUUCCCUUAUUUAUACCGAAUAUGUAACAAACUGUCAUUCAUAAACAUUUUAUAAUAUUUUUCUAAGAUGUUGUGGACCAAAGGUUCAGAGUUUUCGGUGACACGCUUUUUAACGCGUGAUCAUUUUGGAUUUCUCUAAAGAGAGAUGGACGGUGUUUUUAAAGUGGAUGUUGAGGACUUAAAUCAGACGUUCUGAAGAGCUUGAUACCAAAAGCGUGAACAUCCAGCUGGGGGGGUGUAUGGGGGGGGGGGGCUCUCUGGUGGCUGGUUCUGUUUGGUGUCAAGCUCUUCCCUUUGAUUCCCAGUCUUUUUGACUGGGUUUGCCUUUUAGCGUAACGUUUCAGACAGUGGCUGGAGAACAAGCAGCUGUGAAGGUUCGGGUGCAGCCAAACAUAUCAGAACGAGGCUGCUCGGCUCCUUUUCCUCACCACAGCAGGAGUUUUUCUUUGAGUCCAGCUUUAACAGAGAAUUUGCAUCACGAUCAUCUGAUAUACAGUAUUUCCUCCAAGAGCUGCAGUAGACGAUUGAUCCGUUAUUUUAAACGACUGUUUUGUUUCUCUACUAACGAGGAAAAUUGACUAAGGAGCUGGUUAAACAUAGCUUCUCACUUAAUUCUGACUGUCGUCUGAGCAGUGCAGAUUAUUAUUAUUACUGUUUAAUGGUAGAAGCGGAUCAGCAGCACUCAAUUCUUGUCUGGCAUAAACAUAUUUGAGUGGCAUCGAGUGUUUUAAAUGAGUUCUUCAACACCAACACAACAUUCUCCAACACGAAUAUGAUUAUUUUGUUUUUACAUUGCUUUUCAGACAUUUGUAAGACUUUCAGGGAGAGCUGAAAGUUUUUGAAUGGUUGCUUGUUUUCUGUAGAGGCUUAUCUUCGUGUUCUUUGGGGAAACAAACAGACUUCCACUUGGCUUGGUAACAAGCAAAGAGUGAAAGAAACUAAGUUUCCCUCCACAAGAAGUAAUUACUUUGCAUCCAGUUUGAUACGAAUUCAGAAUCUGCUUAAACGGCCGUGAAUUCCGACGCUCCGGGGACAGAAACUGUCCCUGGAGCUUUGGUAGCGACUAAAACCAACAUCAUAGAGUAGCUCAGCUUCUGUGGAGACAAUUCACUUAAAAUCUAAGUUUGCAUUAUUGCAGCUUCGGUUUUAUAGAGACAUAACGAAAGACUCUAUGCAACAAAGCCCCACAUGCUUUAAUGCCUGCCACAUGUUUGAACAGUCAAAGUUACAGCAGUCAGUCAGGGCACCGGAGGCUAAAGAGUGAUGCCAGGAAACUCUGCACCUUCCAGAGUAAUCAUUGAGUCUUUACGCUUAUCAGCCGCCCUAUCAACCCCUCACAGGCGCAGUAUAUUAUGCUAAUUUUGUGCUAAGAGGCAGUAAAGAUUUAUUUAUUACCCCUGCUUUGAAUAAACUCUGAGAAAAGGGAAACCACCACCACAUCACCUCUGAUUAGAAUAUCAGAUGGAACCUUGUAGCUCCAAGGUCACUGUAUAAACCGCAGGAGCCGUAAUGGAGGGAAGAAUGGCAGCAGGAGCAGCCUUUUAAAUUUAUACGGUUAUCACAGCCUUGCUACUGCAUACUAUUACCUCUUUACAACCUUUUUUACAGAGUUGUAGCGCUGCAGUGUUUUGCAUCUGACUUGCAAUGUCAUGGUGACCUUGUGUGAAGUGAGUGUUCUUGACACCGGGGAGGCACUGACGCCAGCAAGCGCAGUCAGGGCCAUCAGGUACUUGGUCUUUGCCUCCUGGAUAUUUGCAGCCUGUCGACAAUGGGGGUGAAACUAAAGCUGUAAGAGACGCCACCGAUGCCAAAAAUGGAAAACGGUGGAGAAGUGUUUACUCCGUUAGGUUGUUAUUUACAGUAGUGAUGCUUCCCCGCUUCAUCUGUGUGAGCCGCUCAGUACUUCUCUGCCCUGCCUCAUAUUAAUAUCCAUCUACCAGCUUCCAUAUUCAGAGGAUGAAAACCUCUUUUAAUGUAAAAAAAAUACCAGAAACCUUUCUCCCAUUGCCUUCUUCCAGCGUCUCAUUAAGACGACACCGUGGAGUGCAGCGGUCCACCUUCUGUCUGCAUCGGGGACUUCAUGACUCAUCCAUAGUCAGUGUUCAUUUACUUUCAUCAAAUUACUGAACUGUAUGAAAACUGUUUCUCCUCUUAUGAAAAUCAGUAUUUUAAAUUCAUUUUCUUGGUAUUACUUUGUGGUGUUUGCCAGUGAAAGAAGCGACCGUGGUCAAACGUGUGUUUUUGAACUUUUCUACGCAGUAUUUAAUUUCCGUUGGAGAAGGUGGGUUCUGAUUAAUCAAAAAAAAAAAAAAAAUACAACAAACGGGGGAGAUGUGCAUGUCUGUGGCCAAAUGACUGCUCAGCCAGGCCACAAAUAGCCAAACUCCCUCUCAACUAGGCCAACCCAGACUAGAAGCAGGCCAGACCCGCAGCACGCCGCUCUGGUCCAUGCUGCGCCGCGCCGUGCCAUCCCCGGCCAAGAGCGACUCGAGUGGCUCCGUGUCCGUAUUUACCGCGUGGAGUCUUUGUUGAGUGCCAGAAGACUGUGCAAAAAAUGAACUGAGCAGACAAACUAAUGCAGCAGCCAUUUGUGUUAUUGUGUUCAUGUAUGCUCAAGGGUGUCGGUGCUACAGUGUGUGUGUGUGUGUGUGUGUGUGUGUACGUGCACGUCCAUCUGUGGUCGUGUGUGCUGGCAGUGCGACCCCAGUGCGCGGUUUCUCCAUUAUAAUACCUGGACUGGAGAAAUGAGGGUUUGACUGAUUGUUCAGAGCGGAUGUGAGAUUUCCAGCUUCCACAGUGGUGAUGCGUCCGGCUGGAAUGAAGGAGGUUCCUCCUGACCGCAGAUGCACGCAGUAGAAAGGGCCAAUUAGACUUUGUUUGUAGAUCGAAAUGAGUUAAGUAACAAUUCUUUUAUGAACGAUGCAUCAGUCCAUGCAGCUGUUAGGUUGAAUAAAAGAUGAUUGAGAUAAACUCUGCAGCCUUUGAACUUGACGGCUAAUUAAAGCAAAAUAAAGUAAAUUGCACUUAAGGCUUCCAGCGAAGUAAAACAAAGAGGGUGCAGAUUCGAAGGAUGUAGUGACCUGCAAACAUUUCAUCUCCCCACCUUCUUGAUACUUAACUAACUGACGUUGCUCUGAGCUUGCGUCAGUCCAACCCUCUGGGAAGGAGGACGACUGGGAGGGAGGAGUGGAGAAGGCGUUUGCUGGGUGGCCUUGGGACGGGAGGACGUCGGUCCGGCAUCCAGCUGUGAAACAGCUGCACGGCCGAACAGGCUUAACUGACAAUGAUCUGUCCAGUGAGAGGAGAAACAUGUGGCGGCAGAGAGGAGGGUGUGUGUGUGUGUGUGUGUGUGUGUGUGUGUGUGUGUGUGUGUGUGUGUGUGUGUGUGUGUGUGUGUGUGUGUGUGUGUUCAGAUAUGCAUAUAUUAUCUACCUUUUAUUUUUAUCCCUAUAUAUUGUUGACAUAUGUGAAUUAUGUUCAUUGAUACUUGUUUAUUCCUUCUACUCAUAAAAAAAUGUACAAAACAUCCAUCAUGAGAUGUUGCGGAUAUUUCUUUCAUUUUCACGUUUCUCUCUUAUGUUUGUUUUUGUUUUCAAAUUGUAUGUAAUUAUUUUUCCACAGUACGACAAAAUAAAAUACGACACAGCUUU
Betta splendens (Siamese fighting fish) is the source of this 7342-nucleotide messenger RNA. It is a transcript of the gene kirrel1b, whose product is annotated as kirre like nephrin family adhesion molecule 1b. The transcript has 15 exons. The record is from RefSeq and is a predicted model, not a curated record. Gene Ontology annotation, molecular function: cell adhesion molecule binding. Gene Ontology annotation, cellular component: cell-cell junction. NCBI's taxonomy places the organism in Eukaryota, Metazoa, Chordata, Actinopteri, Anabantiformes, Osphronemidae. The coding region runs from base 303 to 2759 and encodes 818 amino acids. Gene Ontology annotation, biological process: cell-cell adhesion.